AUGGUAGCUAAAUUCAUAGUAUUGGUAGCAUGCUUGGCCUUUGCCAAUGCAGGAAACCCACAAUACGAAUUCGGCUAUGACGUCCAAGAUGGCCUUACUGGGGAUUCAAAGAACCAAUUCGAAACCCGCAGUGGUGACUUCGUCCGAGGACAGUACUCUCUCAACGACCCUGAUGGCACCAGACGUAUCGUCGACUACGUAGCUGACCCCAUCAACGGUUUCAAUGCCAACGUACGCAAAGAACCUUUGGUAGCCAAAGCUGUUGUUGCCGCUCCAGCUAUUGCCAAAGUUGCGGCCGCUCCAGUCCUUCCAGCAUUGAGGUCUGCUGCUAUCUUCUCCCAACCAGCUGUUGCUACAACACCCAUUCUGAGAUCAACUCUUGCAAGCGCACCAUUGCUCAACACUUACGCUGCUUCAAAUGUUGUAGGAUCACCUUUAUUGAGGUCCUACGGAUAUGGUUUAGGUUCUUCUUCGCUCUUGGGAGCUAACACUAUCUUAUCUUCAAGAUUGGCAGCACCUUCUCUUGGCUACUCAUCGUUUGCUCCAUCUCUCAGAUACUCAGCUGCAUAUUCUCCAUCCAUAGGAUAUUCUGCUUCCUAUGCUCCAUCUUUGGGAUAUUCUGCUGCAUUUGCUCCAUCCCUAGGAUAUUCCUCUGGCUAUGCUCCUUCUCUGGGAUAUUCAGCUUCCUUUGCUCCAGCUUAUGGAUAUUCUGGAGGUCUUGGAUACUCUGGCUACGGAAAGAUUUCCUCGCCAGCUGUUGGAUAUUCAACUCUUAUUCAUUAAUUUGUUUAAG
Coccinella septempunctata (seven-spotted ladybird) is the source of this 793-nucleotide messenger RNA. Its product is annotated as cuticle protein-like. The transcript is spliced from 2 exons. The record is from RefSeq and is a predicted model, not a curated record. Bases 1 to 783 code for a protein of 260 amino acids. NCBI's taxonomy places the organism in Eukaryota, Metazoa, Arthropoda, Insecta, Coleoptera, Coccinellidae. Gene Ontology annotation, cellular component: extracellular matrix.